CGCUCUCUCUGCACAGGCAGACUGCCGGCGUGAGUUCGUACAUGCAAACGGCGAUUUGCGAAAAUGACGCCGUUAACAUCCGCCGAGUUGAACUACCUCAUUUUCCGUCACCUUAACGAAUCCGGGUACACACAUUCAGCUUUCGCAUUCGAAUACGAGGCAGGAAUUAGCGAAAGUGCCAUUGAUGGAAAUGCUGUUCCACCUGGUGCUCUUGUUACAUUUAUCCAAAAAGGAAUUGAGUAUCUUGGAAAAGAAACGAAGCCGAAUAACGUAAGAAUGUCACGAGUGAGAUUGAGUUUUUUUCUCUCCUUUUUGGGCGAUCUGGACGCAAAUGGAAGCUUCCAGUUUCGGCAUCCUAUUGAACUUAUAACAAAAGACGGAAGCGACCACGAACUCGCAUCGAAAAGAGAAAAUGAACCCUAUAGAGAGAUGAUAGAGAUAGGAAAGAAGACAACAAAUGGAAUAGAGAAGGAAAAUCCAUUGGACGACAUAACUGACGCUAAUCAUAACGAAGAUGAGAUUAACGGCAGACUUGAGGAGAAUGAAGCUGAUAGAGGUAAGGAGAAUUUCACUUACUUUCUAUUUUAA
This is a messenger RNA of Erythranthe guttata (spotted monkey flower), 588 nucleotides long. Lineage: Eukaryota; Viridiplantae; Streptophyta; Magnoliopsida; Lamiales; Phrymaceae. The record is from RefSeq and is a predicted model, not a curated record.